GGUUAAGUGGAAAGUUUUUUUUUCCAAUAAGUGAAUUUCUUCGAAAAAUUCGGGUAAAUCGCACACAAAAAUUGUAGUUUUCGUUUGUUCACUAUGGCAUUAAGAAACAUGACUAGGGAGGACGUUUUCUUCGAGGAGGAAACACACUCUGAUCGCCUCUCCAGGAAAUCCCAGGAGGCCCCAAUGUUCCCUAUAGCAAUAGGGAUGUGUACAGCAGCAGUGGCUUAUGGGGCCUACCAAUUUAAAAACAGAGGGAAAAUGAGCACCAGCGUGUACCUGAUGCAACUCAGGGUGGCGGCACAGGGGGCUGCAGUGGGGGCCCUCACCCUUGGUCUCGCUUACACCAUGUACAAGAACUUCAUCGACAUUAAGGCGAAACAUUCCAAGUAAUGAGAGGCUGCCAUUGUAGUUGAAUCAAAUUAGGUGGUGAAGUGAUAAAAAGUAUUGUCCACUCACUUUUGUAAAUAAUUUAUUUGGACUUUGUUAUUUAUUAUCUCUGUUACUCACGUUGUGAUAAGUGUAAUACUUUGUUGUUACUGUUUCUUUUUUUUUUUUAGUGCUGUAGACCGAUGUUCAUUUAAUUUAUUAAAUUAACAUAUAUUUUGCUAAGUUA
Anthonomus grandis grandis is the source of this 613-nucleotide messenger RNA. Its product is annotated as HIG1 domain family member 1A, mitochondrial. Bases 94 to 390 code for a protein of 98 amino acids. The record is from RefSeq and is a predicted model, not a curated record. NCBI's taxonomy places the organism in Eukaryota, Metazoa, Arthropoda, Insecta, Coleoptera, Curculionidae. The transcript is spliced from 4 exons. Gene Ontology annotation, biological process: mitochondrial respirasome assembly. Gene Ontology annotation, cellular component: mitochondrion.